Molecule: messenger RNA, 918 nt
Organism: Aspergillus viridinutans
Lineage: Eukaryota; Fungi; Ascomycota; Eurotiomycetes; Eurotiales; Aspergillaceae
Product: metallophosphatase domain-containing protein
Exons: 1
Coding region: 1-918 (305 amino acids)
Molecular function (GO): hydrolase activity
Source: RefSeq, a predicted model, not a curated record
AUGGCGUUCAGUACAUCAGGCUUAGAUGCUCUUGUGCGUCGUCCGGAGCAGGAGAGCAUCUGGAGACGCUUGCUGAGGGCCCCAGCGCCUGUAAUUGCGGAACUUGUUUACAGCCGAUUCGCUCAGACGCCCACGUCCAUGCCCACUGCUUCAUCCAUCCGCGUGGUUUGCAUCUCAGACACUCACAACACCCAGCCUCAACUGCCGGACGGAGAUCUCCUCAUCCACGCAGGUGAUCUUACCCAGUCCGGGACUCAAGCAGAGCUAGAAUUACAGAUCGAAUGGCUCGAUCGCCAGCCCCAUCGCUUCAAGGUAGCGAUCGCGGGCAAUCAUGAACUCUAUCUGGGUCCCAACGCUCAAGGUCAAGCCCCUGGUCGCAAUGAGCCUGUCGAUUGGAAAUCGAUCCGGUAUCUGGAGAACUCAUCGACAAUGCUUGAAUUUGGGGGUUGCAGACGCGUCAAGGUGUUUGGUUCCCCGUACACCCCGCGACACGGGAACUGGGCUUUUCAGUAUCCACGUAAUGAGAAUAUCUGGGAUGAGAUACGCAUCCCGGAUGACAUUGAUAUCUUGAUUACGCACGGCCCCCCGAAGACACAUUUAGAUCUGGGACGAUAUGGCUGUAGAUUCCUUCGGGACUGGUUAUGGUCGGUAAAACGAAAACCUUUACUGCAUGUAUUCGGUCAUAUCCAUGGGGCUUAUGGGAAGGAGACUCUGUACUGGGACGAUUUUCAACGAGCGUACGAGAGCAUCAUGGACGACAACGCAAAAUGGAUACAUCUGAUCAUGUUACUGUGGCGUGCACUUCUACUGCUUAUACGCCCGAGAGAUCCAUGUGGAAGGACUGUUAUGGUUAAUGCCGCUGCAGUUGGGGGACUUCGCGAUGAAAAGAGACGGCACGCUAUUUGCAUUGACAUCUAA